Molecule: messenger RNA, 1887 nt
Organism: Haemorhous mexicanus (house finch)
Lineage: Eukaryota; Metazoa; Chordata; Aves; Passeriformes; Fringillidae
Gene: EFNB3
Product: ephrin B3
Biological process (GO): axon guidance; ephrin receptor signaling pathway
Cellular component (GO): plasma membrane
Molecular function (GO): ephrin receptor binding
Source: RefSeq, a predicted model, not a curated record
AUGGCGGGGCGGGCGGCGGCGCUGCUCGUGGCCGUGCUGGGCGCGGGGGCCGCGGGGCUGAGCCUGGAGCCGGUGGUCUGGCACACCGGGAACCGGCGGUUCCAGGCCGACGGUGGCUACGUCCUGUACCCUCAGAUCGGUGACCGCCUGGACCUGGUGUGCCCGGGGGGGGCGGGCUACGAGUACUACAAGCUGUACCUGGUGGGCGGGGCGCAGGCGCGGCGCUGCCAGGUGCCCCCCGGCCCCGCCCCCACGCUGCUGCUCACCUGUGACCGCCCCCAGCGCGACGUGCGCUUCACCAUCAAGUUCCAGGAGUUCAGCCCCAACCUCUGGGGACACGAGUUCCGCCGCCAGCACGACUAUUACAUCAUCACCACGUCGGACGGGACCCCCGAGGGGCUGGAGAAUCGCCAGGGCGGGGCCUGCCUGACGCGGGCCAUGCGCGUCACCCUGCGCGUGGGACAGCGCCCCGGGGCGGAGCCGCCGCCGGACCCGGACGGGACAGGUUCAGCCAAUCAGACGAGCCCGCCCGGGCCGGGCCCGCCCCCCGCGCGGGGGGGGGCGGUGCUGGGGGCGGCGGGGGGAGGGGCGGCGCUGCUGGCGCUGGGGGGGGCGGGGGGGGCCCUGUGGUGGCGGCGACGCCCCCGGAGACCCCCAAAAACCCCGAGGGGCGGGGCAGGGGCGGGGCCAGCGCGGCCACGCCCACACGGCCCCGGCCCCGCCCACCCCCUGCGCGAGCUGCCCCUCCCCCCCCGCAGCCCCUCCCCCCACGUACUACAAGGCCUCCGCCUCCCCCCCCCCUUCAGCUCCCGCUGUUGCCAUGGCAACGGGCCCGGCGCGCCCAUCCGUGACGUCACGGCGGCGCCGGCCAAUCGGAGCGCGGCUCGGCUGUUGUUGCUGGGGGGCGGGCGGGGGUCACGUGACCCCGGUGGAGGAGGGGGGGUCCGGCGGGGGUCCUCGUGCGAGGGGGUCACUCCCCCCAGCACCGCCGCGGUGGGCGUGUCCUCGCGGCGAAGUGGGCGUUCCCCUCUGCAGGGCGGGGCGCGCGGUGGGCGUGCCCUCUCCAUAUAUGGGCGCGGCUCGCGCGCGCCCUCCCUCCGUAGGCGUGGCCAGCGCUCCCUCAGCCCCUUGGUGGGCGUGUCCCGGCGGAUCGGGGGGCGGUACCUCCUCGGUGGGCGUGUCCCGGCGGCGGAGGCGUGUCCCUCUCCCCCUGUGGGCGUGUCCGGGGGCGUGUCCGGGGCGGGCGGGGCGCGCGGCUCUCGGGUCCUUUGUUUGAGCGAGGCCGGAGCCGCGGAGCCGCCGCAGCGCCGGGGCCGGGCCGGGACCCCCGGGACCCCCCCGCACCCGGCACCCCCCGGGACCCCGCCGGCACCCCACGGACACACCGGCACCGGCAGCGCCGCAGUCCCAGGCCAUGGCUGGCGCGUAGCCCCUCCCCCACAGGACCACGCCCUCGGACACGCUGAGCCAGAGCCGGAAGGGAGCGAUGAUUGGCUGCCAGGCGAGAGGCGCGCUGUGAUUGGCCGGUUCCUGGAGAGCGUCGCGUCAUCGGUGUAUGCGGCAGUGAGGGAGGGGCCGCCCCCGCCCAGCAGCCGCCCCCUCCCCCCCCCCACGGGGGGGCUGCGGGGGGACCCAGCCCUCCCCCGCCCCACGAGUGGCCGAUGCAUCGCGCCGUGGAGCCCCUGGGGGGCCGGGCCGGACGGGACCCCUUCGCCGUGGGGAGCCUGGGCUGCGGUGGGGGCUGGGCCGGCUGCCCCCCCCGGGCCUGGCUGCCCCCCCCCAGGUGCUCCUCCAGCCUCGGGCCGGCGCCGCUGCCCCCCCACCUGACGCCCCCCCCCAGCGGAAAUGGGGGGCCGCCCCUCCCCCACAAGGCCUUCUACCCCCCGG